Messenger RNA from Dioscorea cayenensis subsp. rotundata (Guinea yam), 1086 nucleotides. RefSeq names its product myricetin 3-O-rhamnosyltransferase UGT77B2-like. NCBI's taxonomy places the organism in Eukaryota, Viridiplantae, Streptophyta, Magnoliopsida, Dioscoreales, Dioscoreaceae. The transcript is spliced from 5 exons. The record is from RefSeq and is a predicted model, not a curated record. Gene Ontology annotation, molecular function: UDP-glycosyltransferase activity. The coding region runs from base 1 to 1086 and encodes 361 amino acids.
AUGGGUGCGGGCCGUCCGGAAAAUCGGCCCUGCCCGGAACCAGCCCGGGACCGGCCCGCCGGUUCAAUGACCCGCGGGCUGGCACCUUCUCCUUCUUUAGCACAGCCCGGUCCAACUCUUUCCUGGUCCGAUCCAACCAUCUCUGGCCAACCAAUCUCAGGUCUUACGGUACGUGUUCAUGAUGGCUUGCCGGAUGGGGUCCCACAGUUAUCGGUGUUGGAGGUAAUUGACCUUUUCUUAGGUCUGGUACCGAGGAACUUUUACAAGAGGAUGGCGGCGGUAGAGGAGGAGAUUGGAAGGGUCACUUGUGUUGUUAGUGAUGGUUUCUGGGGUUUUGCAGGUGAUCUGGCAGCGGAGAGAGGGGCGUUGUGGGUCACACAUUGGUGUUGCUGUCCCAAGGCUCUGCUGGCCCAUCUGUGCACAGAUUUGCUGCGACAGAGUGCCGGACCUGAUGGUGAUCGUGCUCGAGUCCAAGAUGCUCUGGAUAGCAUCCCCGGUCUUUCAUCCAUGCGUAUUGAAGACUUGCCAGAAGGCAUUGUCCUCAGUGACACUGCAUCAUCCUUGGCCCUCCUCAAACCAGUCAAAAAGAUUGCAGAAGGUUUGCAGGCUAGUGGGACUCCUUUCUUGUGGUCAUUGAAGGAGAUUGCAUGGGGGCAUUUGCCUGCUGACUUUUUGGACUAUGUUGCAAGUAGAGGAUUGAUUGUGCCGUGGGCUCCUCAGCCUCAGGUAUUAGAGCACUCAGCUGUGGGAGCAUUCUUAACACACGGUGGUUGGAACUCUGUUUUAGACGGCAUCACUGCUGGCGUGCCAAUGAUAAUCAAACCUUACUUGGGGGACCAGUUUCUAGAUGCGAGGAUGGUUACCGAUGUUUGGAAUAUUGGAGUGGGUUUUGAAGGUGGUGUUAUAAAAAAAGAUGAAAUGGUGAAUGCUCUGAAUGUCAUUUUAGGGAGUAAGAGAGGAAAGACAAUGAAGGAAAAGAUAAAUGAGCUGAAGUCCAUGGCAUUGCAAGGAAUAAAGCCGGGUGGGAGCUCGACAAAAAAUUUGGAUGCUUUGGAGAAGAUGGUUGCAUCUUGCCAGCAUAAUUGA